Messenger RNA from Amblyraja radiata (thorny skate), 2418 nucleotides. Its product is annotated as calponin-3. The transcript is spliced from 7 exons. Bases 284 to 1285 code for a protein of 333 amino acids. The record is from RefSeq and is a predicted model, not a curated record. Gene Ontology annotation, cellular component: actin cytoskeleton; focal adhesion. Gene Ontology annotation, biological process: actin filament organization; actomyosin structure organization. Lineage: Eukaryota; Metazoa; Chordata; Chondrichthyes; Rajiformes; Rajidae. Gene Ontology annotation, molecular function: actin filament binding.
CGGCCGCUGUUGCCAGCCCGGUGCCAUUGUGAUUGUGAGCGCAGUGAAGCGCUGGUUCGCAUCUCGCUCCCACUGCAAGUAGGAAGGUUGCAAGAGAAAGAGAGAGUGAGAGUCCGGGUUUCAGCGCCUUUCCACCCUUGCCGUCGGGUUCCCUUGUGUCCGACAGCCAGCCAGCCAGUCAGACAGUCAGUCUCCCAGCGGAUCCGAGCUCUUCCAACGCUGGUGGCUUCCGACCGCUCUCACUCCGAGCCGAGUCUCUGCGCGAACAACACAACACAACACAAUGACUCACUUCAACAAAGGUCCCGUGUACGGUCUGACCGCCGAAGUGCGAAACAAGAUUCUUCAGAAGUAUGACCCUCAAAAGGAGGAGGAAUUGAAAAUCUGGAUUGAAGAAGUUACAGGCAAGCGCCUGGGUGAGAACUUUCAAAUCAGCCUCAAGGAUGGUGUCAUUCUGUGCAUGCUCAUGAACAAGCUACAACCUGAUUCCAUCAGGAAAGUUAACGACUCCAAAUUAAAUUGGCAUCAGCUGGAGAAUAUCGGUAACUUUAUUAGAGCCAUGCAGUGUUACGGGAUGAGACGACAUGACAUUUUUGAAGCAAAUGACCUUUUUGAAAAUGGGAACCUGACUCAAGUACAGACGACACUUUUGGCCCUCGCAAGCCUGGCAAAAACUAAAGGCUUUCACACAAGAACGGAUAUUGGUGUUAAAUAUGCAGACAAGCAAGUGAGGCACUUCAAGGAAGAAAAGCUGAAGGCUGGACAAAGUGUAAUUGGACUUCAGAUGGGAACCAACAAAUGUGCCAGCCAAGCAGGUAUGACUGCCUACGGCACCAGAAGACAUCUUUAUGAUCCAAGGACUCACACUGAGAAGCCAUACGAUCAAACAACCAUAAGCCUUCAGAUGGGAACAAACAAAGGUGCAAGUCAGGCUGGUAUGACAGCCCCGGGUACCAGAAGACACAUCUAUGACCAAAAGGCGUCGACAGAGAAAUGCGACACCUCCACAAUAUCGUUGCAGAUGGGCACGAACAAAGGAGCCUCCCAAACGGGAAUGACUGUAUACGGCCUGGGACGGCAAGUGUACGACUCCAAGUACUGUGCCACCCCAACUGAGCCCCACAUUCACAAUGGAAGCCAGGGAACAAAUGGCUCCGAGUACAGUGAUGGAGAUUACCAGGGCGACUAUGCAGGUGAAUAUCCAGACGAAUACCCUGCAGAGUAUCAGGAUGAGUACCAAGGAGAUUACCGCGGUGAAUACUCCGAGCAUGGUGUUGAUUAUUAAUGACCAGUAUUACCAACCAGCGAGACGGCUUUUGAUUUUUGCUACAGUCUUCCAUAAAUUUAAAGGCCCUAAAGAUUGGAUUCCUGGCUUUCCUGUGCACAGCUAAUCCAUGAAUCAGUAUUUUGCUGCCUUGCUUUUCUAGCUUUCUUGCCACGUGCUGGUAACAGUAAUUACCACUUUUAUGUACUGGAGAUAAAUUGAUUUCCACUAGAAGGAAAACAUUUUAAAAUCAAUAUUCAGAAAUUAUACCUAGCACCUUCCCACUUGAAGAUUUUGUGAAUUGGUUUUAUUUGCCACCGACAUACAUGUUUUAUUGAAUUUUGGGAGGAUUUGACAUAUUACUACAUUAGGAUUUCCUUUAAACAAUGCAACGUACUUGUUGCACAAAGUUGCUGCCUAUUAUGACAAAUGUGGCAAAUGUUAGGUGCUGAAACCAAUGUAAUUGUGCAUUUACAGUUAGUCAGUUGCCAUAUCCUUUAGUCUUAUAAUUUUUCUAAUCUUCAUAAUCUAUAUUAAUGGGACCAAUGCCUUUUCAAAUGCACAACCUUGAGUAAAUGCAAAGCCAAGAUAAAACUCUUGUUCAUCAAGAUGGACAAUGCCCCCAUAUAAGUUUGAAAAUGGACAUUUACAGCUUAAACCGUUUUUUAAAAAGUGCCAUUUAACACCUCUGUGAAUCAGGGGUCAAAGCAAAUGCACAGGUCACCUACCUUAAACGGUUAACCAUGCUUUAAAACUUCACAUCCUGGAAUGCUACGAACAAACUAGUUAUGCAACAUGUAGGAUCAUUUUACCAUUUUCCAUUAUUAAAUGACGCAUUAUUGGGGCGUUGUGUGUAUGAAGAGGCCAGAGCUCAUGAUUGAAAAACUGAACGUUCCUUUCACUACAUUAACCAAAUGAAAUGGGGCAAAGCAAUUUGCAAAUGUAGGUGAUUGAAUAAAUGUCUGUACUAAAAAGGGACUUUGCAAAUGCUGUACGCUUUUUCAUUUUUGCUAUAGAUUAAAUGUAUUUUACUUAUGUGCCAUAUUUUAUCCAUGUAGGAAUUCUCUCCUUGUUUUUGUAUUUAUUGCCAUUUUCUUUGGCAUAAGUCUUUGUGUAUGGUCCAUUUUUGUGAAUAAAAAAAUUACUAUAGAAAC